Molecule: messenger RNA, 6569 nt
Organism: Dipodomys ordii (Ord's kangaroo rat)
Lineage: Eukaryota; Metazoa; Chordata; Mammalia; Rodentia; Heteromyidae
Gene: Anapc1
Product: anaphase promoting complex subunit 1
Exons: 48
Coding region: 27-5831 (1934 amino acids)
Biological process (GO): protein K11-linked ubiquitination; anaphase-promoting complex-dependent catabolic process; metaphase/anaphase transition of mitotic cell cycle
Cellular component (GO): anaphase-promoting complex
Molecular function (GO): molecular adaptor activity
Source: RefSeq, a predicted model, not a curated record
AGAAAUAAUGUUGAUAUUUGGAACCCAUGUCGAACUUCUAUGAAGAAAGGGCAACGAUGAUUGCAGCCGGGGAUUUGCAGGAAUUUGUUCCUUUCGGUCGAGACCACUGCAAGCACCACCCUAAUGCUUUGAACCUCCAGCUUCGUCAGCUACAGCCAGCCUCUGAAUUAUGGUCUUCUGAUGGCGCUGCUGGUUUGGUUGGAUCUCUUCAAGAGGUUACAAUCCACGAAAAACAGAAGGAAAACUGGCAGUUGAGGAAAGGCGUAAGUGAAAUUGGAGAAGAAGCGGACUAUGAUGAAGAGCUCUAUGUGGCUGGAAAUAUGGUUAUCUGGAGCAAGGGGAGUAAAAGCCAGGCAAUGGCCGUUUAUAAAGCUUUCACGGUUGACAGUCCUGUUCAACAGGCAUUAUGGUGUGACUUCAUUAUAUCACAGGAUAAGUCUGAAAAGAUCUACCGUAGCCAUGAGUUAGAAAAAUGCAUCUGUAUAUUGCAAAGCUCGUGUAUUAACAUGCAUAGCAUAGAAGGAAAGGAUUAUAUAGCUUCUUUACCAUUUCAGGUUGCAAAUGUUUGGGCCACUAAAUAUGGAUUAUUGUUUGAAAGAAGCAGUUCUUCACAUGAGGUACCUCCAGGUCCACCCAGAGAACCUUUGCCAACCAUGUUCAGCAUGCUGCACCCACUAGAUGAAAUAACCCCCCUUGUUUGUAAAUCUGGAAGUCUUUUUGGGUCACCACGAGUGCAGUAUGUUGUAGAUCCUGCAAUGAAAAUUGUGUUCCUCAACACGAACCCUUCCAUUGUAAUGACCUAUGACAGUGUUCAAAAUGUACAUUCUGUGUGGACUCUCAGGAGAGUCAAAUCAGAGGAAGAAAAUGCUGUUUUAAAGUUUUCUGACCCAGGGGGGACUCCACAGAAUGCAGCUACCAGCAGCUCUCUCACGGCACAUCUCAGAAGCCUCUCAAAAGGUGAAUCUCCGGUGGCUUCACCUUUCCAGAACUACUCUUCCAUUCACAGCCAGAGUCGCUCAGCAUCAUCGCCCAGUCUACACUCGCGUUCUCCUUCCAUUUCCAACAUGGCAGCUCUAAGUCGUGCCCAUUCUCCUGCCUUGGGUGUGCAUUCCUUUUCAGGGGUGCAAAGGUUCAACCUAUCAAGCCAUAAUCAAUCUCCAAAGAGACACAGUAUUUCUCAUUCUCCCAAUAGUAAUUGUAAUGGCUCCUUUCUUGCACCAGAAACAGAGCCAAUUGUUCCUGAACUGUGCAUUGAUCAUUUGUGGACUGAGGCAGUUACUAAUACAAGAGAGAAAAAUUCACAAGCCUCAAAGGUAUUUAUUACAACUGAUCUAUGUGGACAAAAAUUCUUGUGCUUUCUAGUGGAGUCCCAAUUCCAGUUGCGCUGUGUGAAGUUUCAAGAGAGUAAUGACAAAACCCAGCUCAUUUUUGGCUCUCUCACCAACAUACACGCAAAGGAUGCAGCACCCGUGGAGAAGGUAGACACCAUGGUAGUCCUGGAAUGCAAUGGAAACCUUGUGCUGUACACAGGAGUGGUUAGGGUGGGAAAGGUUUUUAUUCCUGGACUUCCAGCUCCUUCUCUGACGAUGUCCAACACAAUGCCUCGGCCCAGCACACCCCUUGAUGGAGUUAACUCUCCUAAGCCCCUUAGUAAACUGCUGGGAUCAUUGGAUGAGGUGGUUCUGCUAUCCCCAGUUCCAGAACUGAGGGAUUCCUCAAAACUUCAUGAUUCGCUCUAUAAUGAGGAUUGUACUUUCCAACAGCUUGGAACUUACAUUCAUUCUGUCAGAGAUCCUGUCCAUAACAGAGUAACUCUGGAACUGAGUAAUGGCUCCAUGGUUAGGAUCACUAUUCCUGAAAUUGCCACCUCGGAAUUAGUUCAAACAUGUCUACAAGCAAUUAAGUUUAUCCUGCCAAAAGAAAUAGCAGUUCAGAUGCUUGUCAAGUGGUACAAUGUCCACAGUGCGCCAGGAGGACCCAGUUACCGCUCUGAAUGGAAUUUAUUUGUGAUUUGUCUCAUGAACAUGAUGGGUUAUAACACAGACCGCUUAGCAUGGACCCGAAGUUUUGACUUUGAAGGAUCACUUUCUCCAGUUAUUGCACCCAAAAAAGCAAGACCUUCUGAGACUGGAUCUGAUGAUGACUGGGAAUAUUUAAUAAAUUCAGACUACCACAAGAAUGCUGAGUCUCAUCUUUUGACCAGAUCCUUAGGUUUGAAUUUGUUGAAAACUUCAAGGGUGAAGGAUGAAGACUUGCCAAAAAACCUCAUCCUAGAUUCAUCUACUCUUCUCUUUACUCAUAUACCUGCAAUUUUUUUUGUACUUCACCUUGUCUAUGAGGAGCUUAAGUUAAAUACUCUAAUGGGAGAGGGAAUUUGCUCACUUAUUGAUCUUCUUGUUCAGCUGGCAAGGGACUUAAAAUUGGGGUCUUAUGUAGAUCACUACUAUAGAGACUAUCCAAUGCUUGUCAGAACUACUGGACAAGUAUGUACUAUUGAUCAGGGGCAAACAGGAUUUAUGCAUCAUCCAUCAUUUUUUACUUCUGAGCCACCAAGUAUUUAUCAGUGGGUGAGUUCUUGUCUUCAAGGUGAAGGAAUGCCACCCUAUCCUUACCUCCCUGGCAUCUGUGAAAGAAGCAGACUAGUAGUCUUGAGUAUUGCCCUCUACAUCCUUGGUGAUGAGAGCUGUGUUUCUGAUGAUGCCUCACAAUAUUUAUCCAAACUAACUAUAACUCCUCAGAAGUCACAAUUGGAGCAAGAAGAAAAGAGGUUUAGUUUCCGGCAUUGUACGUCUGUUUCUAGCCUAGCUGAAAGAUUAGUUGUUUGGAUGACCAGUGUGGGAUUCACUUUAAGAGAUUUGGAAACUCUUCCUUUUGGAAUUGCUCUUCCCAUCAGAGAUGCAAUUUAUCAUUGUCGAGAGCAACCUGAUUCAGAUUGGCCAGAAGCUGUCUGUGUCUUGAUUGGACGUCAGGAUCUUUCCAAACAGGCUUGUGAAGGAAACUUACCCAGAGGGAAAUCUGUGCUCUCAUCAGAUGUUUCUUCAGGAACGGAGGCUGAGGAGGAAGAUGAUGGCAUGAAUGACUUGAAUCAUGAGGUUAUGUCACUAAUCUGGAGUGAAGACUUAAGGGUGCAGGAUGUGCGAAGGCUGCUUCAAAGUGCACACCCUGUCCGUGUCAAUGUGGUGCAGUACCCAGAACUCAGCGACCAUGAGUUUAUUGAAGAGAAAGAAAACAGAUUGCUUCAGUUGUGUCAACGAACUAUGGCUCUUCCAGUAGGACGAGGAAUGUUUACCUUGUUUGCAUAUCAUCCUGUUCCAACAGAACCAUUGCCUAUUCCUAAAUUGAAUCUAACUGGGCGAGCUCCUCCUCGAAACACUACAGUAGAUCUUAAUAGCGGGAACAUCGAUGUACCUCCCAACAUGACAAGCUGGGCCAGCUUCCAUAAUGGAGUGGCUGCUGGCCUGAAGAUAGCCCCUGCCUCCCAGAUCGACUCAGCUUGGAUUGUUUACAAUAAGCCCAAGCAUGCUGAGUUAGCCAAUGAGUAUGCUGGCUUUCUCAUGGCUCUGGGACUAAAUGGGCACCUUACCAAGCUGGCUACUCUUAAUAUCCAUGACUACUUAACCAAGGGCCAUGAAAUGACAAGCAUUGGACUACUACUUGGUGUUUCUGCUGCAAAACUAGGCACAAUGGAUAUGUCAAUUACUCGUCUUCUUAGCAUUCACAUUCCUGCUCUCUUACCCCCAACGUCCACAGAGCUUGAUGUGCCUCACAAUGUUCAGGUGGCUGCUGUGGUUGGCAUUGGCCUUGUGUAUCAGGGGACAGCUCACAGACAUACUGCGGAAGUCCUGUUGGCUGAAAUAGGGCGGCCUCCUGGUCCUGAAAUGGAGUACUGCACUGACAGAGAGUCAUACUCUUUAGCUGCUGGCCUGGCUCUGGGCAUGGUUUGCUUGGGGCAUGGUAGUAAUUUGAUAGGUAUGUCUGAUCUCAAUGUGCCUGAGCAGCUGUAUCAGUACAUGGUUGGAGGUCAUAGGCGCUUUCAAACUGGAAUGCACAGGGAGAAACAUAAGUCCCCAAGUUACCAAAUCAAAGAAGGAGAUACCAUAAAUGUGGAUGUGACUUGCCCAGGUGCAACUCUAGCUUUGGCUAUGAUCUACUUAAAAACCAAUAACAGAUCCAUUGCAGAUUGGCUCCGUGCUCCUGAUACCAUGUACUUGCUGGACUUUGUGAAACCAGAAUUUCUUUUGCUUAGGACACUUGCACGAUGCUUGAUUCUGUGGGAUGAUAUUUUACCAAAUUCCAAGUGGGUUGACAGCAAUGUUCCUCAAAUUAUAAGAGAAAAUAGUAUUUCCUUGAGUGAAAUUGAAUUGCCCUGCUCAGAGGAUUUGAAUUUGGAAACUUUGUCCCAAGCUCAUGUCUACAUAAUUGCAGGAGCCUGUUUAUCUCUCGGUUUUCGAUUUGCUGGCUCAGAAAAUUUGUCAGCAUUUAACUGUUUGCAUAAAUUUGCAAAAGAUUUUAUGACUUAUUUGUCUGCACCAAAUGCUUCUGUAACAGGUCCUUACAACCUGGAAACAUGCCUGAGUGUGGUGCUGCUGUCUCUCUCUAUGGUAAUGGCUGGCUCUGGGAACCUAAAGGUUCUGCAGCUUUGUCGUUUCCUACACAUGAAAACAGGUGGUGAAAUGAACUAUGGUUUUCACUUAGCCCACCACAUGGCCCUUGGACUUCUGUUUUUAGGAGGAGGAAGGUACUCUUUGAGCACAUCAAACUCUUCCAUUGCUGCUCUUCUCUGUGCUCUUUACCCACAUUUCCCAGCUCAUAGCACUGACAACCGGUAUCAUCUCCAGGCUCUCCGGCACCUGUAUGUGCUGGCUGCAGAACCAAGGCUUCUAGUACCUGUAGAUGUGGAUACAAACACACCCUGCUACGCCCUCUUAGAAGUCACCUAUAAGGGCACUCAGUGGUAUGAACAAACCAAAGAAGAGCUGAUGGCUCCUACCCUUCUUCCAGAACUCCACCUUUUAAAGCAGAUUAAAAUUAAAGGCCCAAGGUACUGGGAACUGCUCAUAGAUUUAAGCAAGGGAACAGAACACUUGAAGUCCAUUCUUGCCAAGGAUGGGGUUUUAUAUGUUAAGCUAAGGGCAGGCCAGCUCUCCUACAAAGAAGAUCCAAUGGGAUGGCAAAGUUUGUUGGCUCAGACUGUUACAAACAGGAAUUCUGAAGCCCGGAUUUUCAAGCCAGAAACAGUUUCAUCAUUCACUUCUGACCCAGCACUUCUGUCAUUUGCUGAAUAUUUUUGCAAACCAUCUGUGAACAUGGGCCAGUGCUGUGAUAAACAUAGUUUGAUAGAGGAGUAUUGGCUGGAUUGUUAUUUCUCUUCCUUCUUACAGGCUUUACGAGGACUUAAAAAAAGAGAAAUACCUGAUACAUCUGACCUUUGGCAGAUAAAGUUGGUGUUAGAGUUUUUUAGCUCCCGAAGCCAUCAGGAGCGGCUUCAGAACCAACCUAAGCGAGGGCUUUUUAUGAACUCUGAAUUCCUGCCAGUGGUGAAGUGUACUAUUGAUAACACUCUGGACCAGUGGCUACAAGGUGGAGGUGAUGUGUGUGUACAGGCCUACCUCAGCGGGCAGCCUGUGGAGGAGUCUCAGCUGAACAUGCUGGCCUGCUUCCUUGUCUACCAUGCUGUGCCUGCUCCCAGGCACCUGCCACCAAUGGGACUAGAAGGAAGCACAAGCUUUGCUGAACUCCUCUUCAGAUUUAAACAGCUGAAGAUGCCUGUGCGAGCUCUGCUCAGAUUAGCACCUUUGCUCCUUGGAAAUCCGCAGCCAAUGGUUAUGUGACCAUGUCUCAUGUGACUUCUACAUAAAGUCAUGACCAAACGUCAAAGCUAAGGAAAUUAUAAUUGGGGGGGGGGGAUAAGCAGCACAUACCUUGCCAUAUUUUAAACUCUUGUCCGCAUUAAUAUUGUAGGAAGUAUAAAAUCAGUCAACAUUUACUAUUGUAAAUAAACUUGUUUUGUUUUUAAGAUUUGAUAGCUUUAGUGUUAGACUUGAGAGUGAUGAGGGUUGAUUUUUAACCCUUGAACUAGAGUGCUUUAGAUGUCUGCUCCAAACUGCAGUUUUAAAAGAAGUGAUGUUACUGACUUUCUGCUGCCAGAAAGAGCUUUCAGCAUUUUCCAAGAUAUUACUUGUUCUGUCUAAUGUAAGUUUGUACCACCUGUGACAAUGCCUGACAUUCUCUUGGUAUGACCGCAUCAGUCAGAAGUGUUAGACCUUACCGGAGAACUUCUCAGCAUGAAGUACUGUGGACUUCAUUUUCCUAAACUAGCUGUUGAAGCCUAAUCUUGGUGUGCCUGUAUUUGGAGAUGAAGCUUUUAAAAGAUAAAGUUAAAUGAGGUCAUAAGAAUGAGACCCUGAUUUGGUAGACUCACUGGCCUUGUAAGAAGAGGAUGAUUUCUCUCUGCCAUGUGAGAACACAACGAGAUGAUGAGGUCCCCACCAGAACUGACUGUAUCAGCUGGCACCUUGGACUCAGCUUUCAAAACUGUAUGAAUAAAUUUUUCAUGUUUAAGUCACUUA